Messenger RNA from Pedinophyceae sp. YPF-701, 1278 nucleotides. NCBI's taxonomy places the organism in Eukaryota, Viridiplantae, Chlorophyta, Pedinophyceae. The record is from the annotation of a GenBank genome assembly.
AUGCGCGGCCUCAUGCUGGGCCCGGGCGGCGGUAGACGACGACCAAGGAGCGCGAUCGUCGACUUCGCGGCGUGGGUCGCGGUCGCGGUGCUCGGAUGGAUGCUGAUAACGCGCGGUGCCAGCCCGGGCCGUAAGGAGGCUCGAGAGUCUCUGGUCCGCCUUCGGGACGCCGCCUCCGCUGACCUCCAAGCGCAAGAAGCCCAGCUUUCGGUGUCUGCGGACCUCGGCAACCAGCCUGGCGCACACAACACUCAAGCGCAGAGCGCCCCCGACGAGCCCGCGUCUGCCGGCCGUGACAGCGCGGACCCGCAAGAGACAGCCGCACCACGUCAGGGGCAAAAGGAGACCAGCGCGAGGGGCGGUGCCAGCUCGGACAAGCAGGCAGUGGCGGAAACGGCGGUGUGUGUCGCGGGGACGCUCCGGACGCUGGCGUUCCGCGGCGUGUACAAGGACAUCAUCCGCACGCUGAUCGAGCCGCUCAAGGCGGACGUCUUCAUGGACCUGGAGCUCGACCUGCAGGCCUUCGGGCGGUCGGAGGAACUGCAAAUGAAGGACCUGGACGUGGUGCUGGGCGCCCUGCCCGAGGCGCCCAAGGGGAUGCGCGUGGACAGAGAGUCGCGGUGGCAGCGGGGCGCGUGCACGCACGAGGGCAUGGUGUUGCCUCCCGCACAGAACCACGAGCCCCACAACUGCGAGUGGAAGGACUUGAUCGAUGGGAAGACGAUGCGCGGACACGACCGCGGAGCGCAGUACUGGCGCGUCCGGGCGUGUUUCGAGCUGAUCGACGCGUACGAGCGGAAGGCGGGGGGGCGUUACAAGUACAUCGUCAGGCAGCGCACCGACGUGCGCACGGUGGGGUUCCCGAGCCUGGUCGAGAUGCGCGCGCAGCUGCAGAGGGCGAUGAAUGCGCAGGGCAAGCAGGAGGCGUGCCUCGUGCCGUUCGUCAACGUCCCGCACGGCACCAUCAAAGACCAAUUCGCCGUGUGCACCAGGGGCGGCGGGGAGCACUACAUGCGCGUGGGGGACGACCUCAUGGACAGCACGAACUGGACGGAGCUCGCGUGCCCGGCGGAUCCGUGGGACCAGUACGCAUGCGAGUGCACGCUGGGCGAGAAGCUGCGGCGCGCCAACGUGGCGCUCGCGGACCUGCAGGAUUACAACGAGGAGUGGACGCGCAUCUGCGGAGAGGGCUUCGCGCCGCCGCCGUGCAGCGCGAACAACGACUUCAUCGUCGACACCGCGCGACAGCACGGCGUGACGCUGGAGCGCGGGCGGUAG